Astyanax mexicanus (Mexican tetra) is the source of this 1522-nucleotide messenger RNA. RefSeq names its product interleukin 2 receptor, gamma b (gene il2rgb). Gene Ontology annotation, biological process: cytokine-mediated signaling pathway. Gene Ontology annotation, molecular function: cytokine receptor activity; protein binding. NCBI's taxonomy places the organism in Eukaryota, Metazoa, Chordata, Actinopteri, Characiformes, Acestrorhamphidae. The transcript has 9 exons. The record is from RefSeq and is a predicted model, not a curated record. Gene Ontology annotation, cellular component: external side of plasma membrane. The coding region runs from base 1 to 1116 and encodes 371 amino acids.
AUGGGAGGAAGUUGUAAAUUACGGAAGCGCGAUGCUCAGACAUCCUGUUCAGUUAUUAGAAUCACCAGCUUGUGCGCGAGCUCUGGGGAGCCUAAACUAUGUAUCAUGGUUGGUUUACUUGUGUCCAAGGUUCUCUUUGGGUUUCUUCUGCUCAUGUUUUUUCAGGGAUGUUGGUCCAGACCUUCAUCACCUCCUCAGGGGGGCUGUACCAGUGAAGAAUGUGCGGUUGACAUCAAUUGUAUGUUUAUCAAUUGGGAAUAUGUAAACUGUAGCUGGACAAGACCCAAAAUGCAGAAUGUAAACUACACCUUCAGCAGCAAAUUAUCCUCUAAAACAGUGUAUAAAGAGUGUCCACAGUAUCUGCAGGAGCAUGGUCAGAAUGUGGGCUGCAGGAUCCCUUUUACAGUCGAGGAUCAGUUUAGUCAUUUCUCUACGAAACUGUCUGUAGGUAGAAAUCAGUCUGUGACAAAGGAUUAUGAUCAACUCUUAAACAGAGUAAAGUUCAACCCACCAAACAACAUCUCUGUGAACUGGACUGGUGCUAAUGGUAGUCUGUGCCUGAACUGGGUGAGGAGUAUUAAGCACCAGAACUGUGUGCGCUAUAUGGUGCAGUAUUGGAGAGAUUCUAAACCUCAGGUCCCCCACAAAACGAAUAAAAAUAAAUACUGUAUACCCUAUGUCUCCAAAAAAGUUAAUUUUACAUUCCAAGUAAGCAGUAAGCUGGAGGGGAGCUGUGGUACUUCUGAUUUUUGGAGUGACUGGAGUGAUCCGGUGCAGUGGGGUAACUACACAGAAAGCCUCCCUGGAUCACCCUCAGUGUCUUUGUGGCCAGUGUGGCUCUCUAUCUUGGGGAUCGUUGUACUGAUCGCCCUUGCUAUGCUGUUGUGCUAUUGUGAAAGGAUAAAGAUAUUCAUACUUCCGGUGGUCCCGGACCCCAGCAAGAUCCUGCAGGACUUAUUUCGUGAACAUAAUGGAAAUGUUGAGAGCUGGGUUCAUUCCUCCAGGCUGAAGGAAGCGUUUGAGACGGAUUACACAGAGAUCCCCUGUAUCGUUUGUGAGCCCAGUCCCACUCUUAAGACCUGCAGAUACCCUGACGUGAGUUCCGUGUGGAUCUGACCGAGUCAAGUGUGUUCUGUGUGAAGAUUUUGAAGUGGUUGUGCUGUAGAGAAGACAGCGGCCUGGUCAGAGUCUGGACUGGCUUCAGGCGAGAGGUCACGAGCUGCUGCUGCUGCUGUAAAUAUUUCAGACCCUCUUUGAAUUCAUACCGCGGAGCAGCGGCGGUGUCUGCUUACAUCUCUGGCAUUUCAUCAGGACAUACGACCUACAUGCUUCAGCACAGCCGCCUGUAACACAGCGCUCAUUACCACUGUUAUUAAUGCUGUGGGCCUAAUGCUGCUCCACAGCAGCUCUGGAGGAGAAACGUGCUAUCUAUCUAAUGCAUUUCACACCAGCCAGAAACUCAUUCCACUCAAUGAUAUACAUCCAAAUCAGCCUUUCUGUGUGUGUGUGUGUGUGUGUGUGU